Heterocephalus glaber (naked mole-rat) is the source of this 863-nucleotide messenger RNA. It is a transcript of the gene Lsm3, whose product is annotated as LSM3 homolog, U6 small nuclear RNA and mRNA degradation associated. Gene Ontology annotation, molecular function: RNA binding. Gene Ontology annotation, biological process: mRNA splicing, via spliceosome. The record is from RefSeq and is a predicted model, not a curated record. NCBI's taxonomy places the organism in Eukaryota, Metazoa, Chordata, Mammalia, Rodentia, Bathyergidae.
CCCAAAGGGCCUAUAUAAAUAAACUACGGAAAGAAUACUGAACAAAACAGCAAAACAACUUUCUACUUCCGGUGCCUCCGUCCUCGCGUUUCCCGAGACCAGAGAAGUUCGCGUGUUCUCGCGAGAAGCAGGAAAGGGCGCAGGGUUUGAAAGAUGGCGGACGACGUGGACCAGCAACAAACCACCAACACUGUAGAGGAGCCACUGGAUCUCAUCAGACUCAGCCUGGAUGAGCGAAUCUAUGUGAAAAUGAGAAAUGACCGAGAGCUUCGAGGCAGAUUACAUGCUUAUGAUCAGCAUUUAAAUAUGAUACUGGGAGAUGUGGAAGAAACUGUGACUACUAUAGAAAUUGAUGAAGAGACAUAUGAAGAGAUAUACAAAUCAACAAAACGGAAUAUCCCGAUGCUCUUUGUCCGGGGAGAUGGUGUUGUGCUGGUUGCCCCUCCACUAAGAGUUGGCUGAAAUGGAGAAUCUGUUCUGUGUGGAAACAGUUGCCUCUUUAACUACACAAGACAUUCAGAGGACAAGGCUACACACACACUGCUACUGAGAAAUAGCCAGAGGAUUUGUUCACCCCCGAAAUGAGUUGAUUUGCAAAUACCUUACAACAUUUGUUUUUGUUUUUGUUUUUUUGGUACCGGGGAUUGAACUCAGGACCUUGUACUUUCGAGGCAGGCGCUAGAACUACUGAGCUAAAUCCCCAGCCCUUUUUUGUUUUUGUUUUACCUUACAACAUUUGAAGCUAAGUAGCAUUUUUGUUUUUCUUUUAGCCUUCCACUAAACAUGUUCACCAAGGUGCUGGACUCUUUUCCAGGAGUUGAUUUGCUCUUUACAUUAAACUCGAUGUUUCCUUUUUAAUUUAA